Leguminivora glycinivorella is the source of this 2622-nucleotide messenger RNA. It is a transcript of the gene Sam-S, whose product is annotated as S-adenosylmethionine synthase. Bases 384 to 1598 code for a protein of 404 amino acids. Gene Ontology annotation, cellular component: cytosol. Gene Ontology annotation, molecular function: ATP binding; methionine adenosyltransferase activity. The record is from RefSeq and is a predicted model, not a curated record. The transcript is spliced from 11 exons. Lineage: Eukaryota; Metazoa; Arthropoda; Insecta; Lepidoptera; Tortricidae. Gene Ontology annotation, biological process: S-adenosylmethionine biosynthetic process.
CCGCAACGCGUACCAUACCAUUUCUCUGCGGUAUAAAAUACUUAAAUUUGUUUCUGUGGAAGUGAACAUAUUAUUAGUGAAACUUUUUGAAGUAUUUACAAAGUUUUAUUCAUUACAGCACAAGUGAUAUAAUCUUAAAUGAAAUUAUAAGGUCAAGAAAAACAUUUCAUAAAAGUCAAAACAAACUAUUUUGGCCAAUUACAACACUUCGAUCUGUCAGCUGUAAGCAGCGCGUCAUCGCUUCUCAUUGGUCAUUAUUUGCGUCUCUGUCGCGCCGCUCCGACCUUAUAAAUAUCAGCGCGAACUCGCGCCGGACCUCUUUUCCACAGUGUUAAUUCAGGGGGUUUUAGUCGGGUUAUUUUGUGAGCUAACUCUUAUUCAGAAUGCCGGAAACUUCAAAAAUGAAUGGAUAUACAAAAACUAACGGACACAGUUAUGAUAUGGAAGAUGGAUCAGUGUUUCUUUUCACCUCCGAAUCGGUUGGUGAGGGUCAUCCAGAUAAAAUGUGCGAUCAAAUAAGUGACGCGAUUCUUGACGCGCAUUUAAGACAAGAUCCGGACGCAAAAGUAGCAUGCGAAACUGUGACAAAAACUGGGAUGGUCUUGCUGUGCGGCGAAAUCACCUCUAAAGCCAAUGUAGACUAUCAGAAGGUAGUCAGAGAAACCGUCAAACACAUUGGCUACGAUGACUCAUCUAAAGGCUUUGAUUACAAGACAUGCAGCGUAAUGUUGGCGCUUGACCAGCAGUCUCCGAACAUUGCUGCAGGAGUGCAUGAGAACAGAAAUGACGAAGAAGUAGGAGCUGGUGAUCAGGGCCUAAUGUUUGGCUAUGCGACAGAUGAAACUGAAGAAUGCAUGCCACUGACAGUGGUCCUCGCACACAGACUAAACCAGAAGAUUGCAGACUUGAGGCGAAACGGGGAGUUCUGGUGGGCUCGCCCGGACUCCAAAACUCAGGUGACCUGCGAGUAUAUCUUCGCUGGCGGCGCGACAGUUCCACAGAGGGUCCACACUGUCGUCGUUUCUCUGCAGCACUCUGAAAAGAUAACUCUGGAGACGCUGCGAGAGGAAAUCAGGGAGAAAGUCAUCAAGGAAGUGAUCCCCGCCCAGUACCUCGAUGAGAGAACCGUCGUGCACAUCAACCCCUGCGGACUCUUCAUCAUCGGAGGACCACAGUCUGACGCUGGCCUGACGGGUCGUAAGAUCAUCGUGGACACGUACGGCGGGUGGGGCGCGCACGGCGGCGGCGCGUUCUCCGGCAAGGACUUCACGAAGGUGGACCGCUCCGCCGCCUACGCCGCGCGCUGGGUCGCCAAGUCGCUCGUCAAGGCUGGCCUCUGCCGCCGCUGCAUGGUGCAGGUUGCAUACGCCAUCGGCGUGGCCGAGCCGCUGUCCAUCACGGUGUUCGACUACGGCACGUCGCACAAGACACAGCAGGAGCUGCUUCGCAUCGUGCAGAAGAACUUCGAUCUGCGGCCCGGCAAAAUCGUCAAGGAGCUAAACCUCAGAGCGCCGAUAUACCAGAAGACCAGCACCUACGGGCACUUCGGCCGAGAGGGCUUCCCGUGGGAGAAUCCCAAGCCGCUUGUCGUAGAAUGACUUCAGACCUGAGCUCUAGAACAUUGUACAUAUUCCACCAUAUAACACUUAAUCUACGUGUGUCUUAGCGAGGGCGCCGAGUAUCGCUCAUGUCUCUCUAUAGAGGUUUAUGUUUCGCGACUUUAAUCUCGCCUGUGGAACCCGCGUUCCAACGGCGACGUUACACUCGCCGGAUUCAGUGUAAUUAUUAAGUAUUCAUUAGAUUAGACACAUUAGACACGUAGGUUUAACACGGUACCGUCAUAUCUGAAUUUAAGUUAGUUCAGGGGUUCGACCGGGCAGUUCUAUCGUUUAAGAUAUCAAUCUUCGCUUCGGGUUGAGGAAAUUGUGAUUUUUUUUUAAUAUGUAUGCCGUACCUAAUUGAUGAAUUAUGCCAGUGCAAACUAUGAUUUUUAAAUGUUAUUUUACUUAAAAGGUGGACUGCCUUAUAAUCUCGAAUGUUUUCAUUGUGAGCUUUAUGAUGUAAGUGCUAUGAUUGCCGGUAGAGUAGACUACUUCCCUGGAGGCGUCACAGCGGCGCGGCCGACCGAGUCGGCUCUCGCUCGCUGCAAAUACAGUUCUGCGCGGAGGCGUAUUCGCCAUUUAUUAUUAAGUUAUAGCUAUUUAAUUUAAGUGUCAGUGAACUGCCGGCUAUUGAUGAAUUAUUAUUUAGCCAAUUAUUGUUGGCGCGGCGUACCGCGCAGAACGAUUUGUGUUGUGUUUCCGAAAAGGAAAGGAAAGGAGCCAUUUUGAAAGCACACCGACAAGCCCAGGGCAGUAGUGCACUGUGCAUUUACCACGUUAUGAUUAUUCCGCCGGUAGGCUUAAUUAGACGCAAUCCUAACCGUACGUUUUAUGACAUUAGAAUUUAGAAUUUUAACUAUUCGUAGGUCGGUUAGUGAGUAUUGUGGAUUAUAUACGUUUUGAUCUGUUUCGACCCGUUAAAGUUUCUAAUUGACUUACUGUGGAAUAUCGAUUUAUCAGAUUGUGAAAUUUAACUAAUAUUAAAAUUGUGUUCUCCCGGCACAUUAUCGGGAUUUGAAAA